This is a messenger RNA of Xylona heveae TC161, 1326 nucleotides long. Its product is annotated as Fip1-domain-containing protein. Lineage: Eukaryota; Fungi; Ascomycota; Xylonomycetes; Xylonales; Xylonaceae. Gene Ontology annotation, molecular function: RNA binding. The record is from RefSeq and is a predicted model, not a curated record. Bases 187 to 1224 code for a protein of 345 amino acids. Gene Ontology annotation, cellular component: mRNA cleavage and polyadenylation specificity factor complex. The transcript has 4 exons.
AGUAAACCUUCACGCCCAGCUUGGAGUCGUCGGGUCGCAAACACCGAUUCCGUAUUUCCUAAUUGGGGUAUCCAAGCGAGCAUCCCGGUCGUCCCGGCGCGUUUCCUCAACGACGCCGGUUUAUACUGUGUGCUUUAGUAGCUUCAGUGUACGUCGCAGGUGGAAUUGUUCCAAAGCUUUGAUACGAUGGAGGAAGAAGACGAUGAUUUCUACGCUCCUCAGGAGACUACUCCUGAUAUUUCCUCGUUGCAGCAGCGCCCUCAGCAGACUCAGAAUGGACCGAAUGGAGCUCCCGUGAGCAAUCAAGUAAAGCAGGAGGAUGUAGAAGAAGAUGAAGACGAGGAAGAGGACGAAGAGGAGGAGGAAAGCGACUCUGACAUCGAUAUCAUUACGGAGCACAAAGAUGGAACAAUGCCUGAGCCGCCUCCUCAACCAUCGAGAUACAGCUCCAUCAAGAAUAUUCCCACUCGAACAGCUUCCUCCGAUGCUACGGUCAAAGCACAAACACCAAUUAAAAGGGAGACUACCCCGGCCAAAGGAACACCUCCAAAGUCUGGAGCAGAGUACCCUGCUGUCGCGACUUCUACUCUCGACGUCGAUGCGAUUCCCAUAUACGGCUCCUCGGAAAAGAAACUCACGGAUAUUGACAUUGAUGAAGAUUUGGCCGAACUUGACAAACCGUGGCGGCGCCCUGGAUCUGAUAUUUCGGAUUAUUUUAACUACGGAUUUGACGAAUUUACUUGGGCAACGUAUUGCUUGAAACAAAAGUCGUUACGCAAGGAAGUGCAAGACCAAAGGAAGCAGAUGGAUGACAUGCAAAUGAUGCUCGGCAUGCCUGCUGGAAUGCCUGGUCUUCCCGGAAUGCCGUCAAUGCCUGGCGCGCCAGCAGCACCGAUGCCCAUGCCUCCAAUGCCUGGCAUGCCGGACAUGCCACCUGAAAUGAUGCAACAAAUGGCGCAAUUCAUGGCUGCUGGCAUGGAUCCCACGCAGAUGGAUCCCAGUAUGUUCAUGCAGCAACCGACGCCACAGAUGCCUCAGGGCCCUCCAACCCAAGGUGGCCCUGGUGGUCAGCCACCGGGUUUUGGAGCUGGCAACCAGGGUUUUGGCCAGCCCAACCAGCAGCAGAUGGGAUUCGGUUUCAACCCGAUGAUGGGUGGAGACGCAAAUGCCAAUCGCGGAAACUUCAAUGCCCGAAAUAGGGGAGCUCCGCGUCGUAACUGGUAAAAUUAUUGUUGUACCUCGGAUUUCUUUUAGGGUUCUUGAGCAAUUUUCGGGCUUGCAUAUCAGUGGCGUUAUUUGCUGGAUUGGCGGGAAUCUGUAGGGGUC